GUGUCAAAAUCUAUAACAAAAAUAACAUUUUUUACUAAAUAGCCUGAUUGCUUUAUUGUGUGCAUGAUUUUAAAUGCCAGCUAAAUUUUGAAAAUGACAGAAGCUCAAUUGAAAAUAAGUGAAUGCAUAAAUUCACACGAUGAGGGAACAAUAACAUCAAUAACAUCAACAACUACUCUGAAGCACCAAAUGGUCCGGUCUCCUGCUAAUUUUGCGAGAUUAAAAUGCAACACUGAUUUGAAUGUGCCGCCAUCAAAUUGGCUUAGUAGCUCGUUCAACUCAUAUGGCCUUCAGCAAGCAUUGUCUCAAGCAACAGGGUUCUCGAGUUUCCGAAUGGCACAUCUGUUCCCUGAUUGUCUCAGUGAGGUGGAUGUGGUCACAAAUGCUGAAAACAUAAAGCGUUUAUUAAAACUACCAUAUGACGCAUCGAAUUGUGCCAUAAGUAUGAUGGUUCAUCGCAUCGGAAAUACUCUGCUUAUUGACGAUUUCGAUGUGCAUCGAUUUUUGCUGCAACAGGAGGAUGGAAUUUAUUGGAAGUGGUUGAAAUCAUUCAUUUGUGAACACUUUAUGACUCGCCUAAAUGAACAAGAACGAAAUGUCUUGAACAAACAGUCUACGUUCAAUGAAUCAAAGCAUCAACGGAGUCUUUUGUCAAAAUUUCUUUAUCAUAGCUUAAAAGAAGUUACAACUUCAGAUUCUGAAGAUGCUUUGAACAUGGAUAUUGGACCCGAUUUCACUAAAAAUGAACGAUUACUGCUUCCCGAACCAAAUGUUGAAGAUGUUUUUCCCGAUCCGAAACACACAAAACACACUUACAAUCGAAACGUAAUUUGGCAGCUAAAUAACACCAAAAUGUUGAUUGGGACAGAUGUUCCCAUUUUCGGAACAGGGCCAUGCAUAAGCUUGCGAUUAAGAGAUAUGAGACAGCCUAUAAACGUCUUGACUGGGAUUGAUUACUGGCUGGAUAAUUUGAUGUGUAACGUACCUGAGAUUUUGAUGUGUUAUCACCUUAACGGUUUGGUACAAAAAUAUGAAAUUAUUAAGACGGAAGAUCUCCCUUUUAUCGAUAACUCACAAUUUUCACCUACUAUUAUAAGAAAUGUCGCUCAGAAUAUUUUAUCGUUUCUUAAACAAAAUGCAACGCAACCUGGGCAUACUUAUUGGCUAUUUAAAUCGAAAAAAGAUGACAUCGUGAAGUUGUACGAUUUAACAUCACUAUGUACAUGUGAUGGUGAGUUUUCUCCGCAAUCAGAAAACGAUAAACAAAACGAUAAACAUAAAAAAAGUGAUGAAGACCAACAAUCCCCGUUCACAAUCCCCGUUGCGUGCGUUUUGUAUAAAGUUGCAAAAAAUAUGAAAAAUUCAAAAGAUCGCAUCGAAGCAAAGCAGGCUGGCUCAAUAAAAGCCCUACUAGAAAACUGCAUCAAACUUUUACCAAAAGAACAAUAUCCGCAGAUCGUAACAAGCAGUUUCUAUUUGCUAUCGGAUUUACAAAUCCCGGCCGGAACCGAUCCCAUAUCUCCAAAAUUUAUUAAUGAAGUCGAUAGUGAAUCUGAAUCCAUCUAUGAUGAUUUUGACAGUAAUAGUAGUGAGGGAGAUGAAAUGUCAGCUAAUGAUGUCCUUGAAAACACUGUCAUUGACACAAAUACGGAAGCAAGCAUUCAUAAAAAGCGAAGUGAAAACCAUUUUCCACCACCAUUGACUGGAAAUAUUGAUGAGAGAUGCACGCAUGCAUUGGAGUCUAUACUGAAUGGAUUGAAUUGUUUGCAAUAUUUUUCGAUAAGUGAGGAAAGUGAGAAAGAAGAAAUUGAAAAACAAGCUGAAAAAAUGCGAAUCAUUCAAGAAGAACAGAAUCCAAAUAUGGCAAAACGAAACCAAGCUAUUCCGUUGCCAUAUGAAGAAUUACAAAGUACAACCGAAAAAAAGAAUCUGGAACGCAAAAAAUUACCUAUCAUCGAUGAUUGGAAUACACACCUGAAAUUGCUCCUUAUUGAAAAGUCAUGUUUAGUUUAUGCAAUACUAACGGAGCAAGAAUAUCAAGAAUCAUGUUACGGUAGUGCUUUGAAAUACAUUUCAAUUGCAACAAAAUGCUACGAAAUUGUUUCAAAGCAAGCUUCCAAUUACUUAUCGAAUUUCAUUGAAGAUAAUUAUCGUACAAAUCUAUUUAGCAGAAGAGGAGAUUGCUACUUUUUAAUGGCCCAAAAUAUCAACAAAAUUGAAUCAUACGUGGACCAAUAUAAGAAUAUGAAACGAGAUGUUGAUUUGAAAAUUGAAAAAGAAUUACAAAAAGAUUUUACGUCACUGAAUACUCAUACUUUAGAUGACGUUGAAUUACCGACUAAUAUUGAGCAAUUGAUUUUAUUAAGUAUAAAAAGCUAUGAAAUGGCUUUACGCUAUGCAAAUGGAAAAGAAUCACGGUUUGAAAUACUUGGUCGAAUUGGUAGCGUAAAAAAUGAGUUGGGCGUAAAAUAUAUGCAUUGGUCUCAAGAAGAAUACGAAAAAAAAUAUAGAUCGCAAGCACAAUCAGCAAAUAAUCUUUCAGGUGGCUUUGACGACAAUGACAAACAACAAACACCAGAAUUAAUGUAUGUGAAACUUGCCAAAAAAUCGUAUGAAUGUUUUGUCGCUGGGAUUAGUUUGUUCGAAGAAAUUAAAGAUGACGCCAAUUUAUGCAUUUUGCUAUGUAAUAUGGGACGUUUUAUGAGAUUUCGUGCACACAUUGAAGACAAUGACAACUUCGGAUUCAAGAAAAUUUGUUAUGAGCGUGCAUUUUGUUGGUAUCAGCGUGGAUUAACUAUUUUGGAGUCAAAAAAGCAUAGUCCGCAUCUCUCGUCAUUAUGGGAUCUUUUAACAUAUGAAUUAUCAUCUGGAAAAUUUACAUUGGCUAAACUUAUGCAAGAUAAUUUUCGAACUAAAAUGGAUGAAGUCACCAAACAUGAAAUUAUUGAAACAUUGAUGGGAUCAUUGAAACUAUGCGACACACAGGCAUGCAAUUCUCGACAGCAAAUUUAUAUGAUUCGCACAGGACAAAUCUACGCAAAUCUUGCCAAUAUCUACGCUGAAGAGUACAAAUGUGCUGACAAUGCACGAAGGAAAAAAUUAAUUAAUCUUUGUAACUUAUAUUAUGAGAAAAGCGUUAAAGUCUUCAAAAAUAUUGAUGCAUUUGCCGAGUUUUUGGAGGUUCAAAUAAAUCGCAUGGAAUUUCAAAAUACUUUAUUUGAAGGCUCUCACACAGCUUCUCAAAAGUGUAAAUGUCUCCAUACAUCUUUAAAAAUUGCUUUCGAAAACAUUGAUGAUUUCAUGAAGAUGGACAAAUUUGAUAACAAUAUAAAUUUAUUGAAACAAUUUGAAUCGAUGUUACAAAGAAGUUUGAGAAUUUUGGUUCAAUCCGCAAUACAAAAAUAUAGUGAUGCCACUAGAUUAAAACAAGUAUAUAGUUUCUCGCUUCAAUCACACAUAAACCGAAACGAUUUCAAUGCAUUUCGUCUGCAUAUUGCAAAUACAUUAAAUCAAAUUCAAGCCAAUUUUCAAUUCAUUUGAAAUUUUAAAGAUUGUUUUAAAUAUGAAUAGGUAUUUGAAGUUCAUAACGUCAAUAAGAAAAAAUGAAAUAAUGUAUAAAAAAAUAAUCAAUGAAAUGAAAUUUUGAGAAUAAACUCAAACUAUAGUCAUUAAAUGUGUAAUGGUUUUAGUAAAUUCUAACGUUGAAAAAUGUAACGUUUUGGCCCAUUCUGGUAGUCAUUUUCGUGUCAAAUGGAACGGAGAUCAUAUGCAUAAUUCAAAUGUUUCUGGAUUUUUUCAGUCAUUAGAAGCCAAACCACUUGUUAAAUAACCACAAACUAAAUAACAAGUGGUUUGGCUUCUAAUGAUUGAAAAAAUCCAUAAACAUUUGAAUUGACGGCCUAA
This is a messenger RNA of Contarinia nasturtii (swede midge), 3903 nucleotides long. RefSeq names its product erythroid differentiation-related factor 1. Gene Ontology annotation, biological process: positive regulation of DNA-templated transcription. The transcript has 14 exons. The coding region runs from base 94 to 3540 and encodes 1148 amino acids. The record is from RefSeq and is a predicted model, not a curated record. Lineage: Eukaryota; Metazoa; Arthropoda; Insecta; Diptera; Cecidomyiidae.